Leptosia nina is the source of this 957-nucleotide messenger RNA. The record is from the annotation of a GenBank genome assembly. NCBI's taxonomy places the organism in Eukaryota, Metazoa, Arthropoda, Insecta, Lepidoptera, Pieridae.
AUGGGUGAUGAUGAAGAGGGCUUGAAAAAGGAAAAGAAAAAAGCAUCUAAAUACAAUUACACCUUUGGAGAUAUACACCCUGGAGUAACAAUUGGUCAUAAGACAUGCAACCCAUUUUCAAAGCCUGGCUACCCUGUGCCAGGGGAAAUGGGAUGGCUAUGGAAUGCAACAGACGUCCCUGGUAUGAAACCUCGCCGAGGAUGGACCCCCGGGGUUAUAGGAAAAAGUGUAGCAAAAUUAAUGACUUUUAAAUGCCCACGCGCCGGACAAGAUAAGGAUAAGAGUAAGAAGAAGAAAAAGAAAGGCAAAACCACCGGAGCAGAUAUGGGUGGCGGCGAUUCAGAACCAGAAGAGCCUUUAGAUCCUAAGCCAGCGUUAAAAGUGCAGAGGAAAGGCGAUGUUUUCACUAUACAAGUAAAUCCACUAAAAGAUUUGACAGAAAUAGCACCAAACGAGGACCCUUAUGUUGAUUGCGAUCCGAUGGUUUUUAAGAUUAUUAAGAAACGAAGUCCAGAAGAGCAGGCCAAAGUAGAGGCGCGCAGGAUGGUGAAGUUGAAACGACAAAGGGACGCGGAGAUACGAAAAGCUCUAGCUGAAGCCGUAGAAGAUAUAUGUAAAUGUGCCUAUAUGGAUGUGUAUUGUAACGAUAUGAGCGCUAUCGAUAAGGUAAUAGAUACUUGUCCGGUGUUCAAAGAGCCGCCGUGCAUCUGCCAAGAGGAAUCCCUAAGUUCUCUGUCGAGUAAUGCUACCUGGGACAUAGAAUAUACUCCGCCGUUCGGUUGUUUCGAUCUAGCUCCACGGAAAAGACAAAAUUUCAUUCACGUGGAAACUCAGUACAUUCCAGCGGACGCGGGAAUCGUCGAGGCCCCCAAAAUAAAGUGUAAAAAGUCCUGCACUUCAAUAAAGAAUCUCAAGAAGAAGGUUUCGAAGAGAACGUGCUGCGGCCCCUGUCCCUAA